This is a messenger RNA of Fusarium poae, 1269 nucleotides long. RefSeq lists its product as uncharacterized. The record is from RefSeq and is a predicted model, not a curated record. The coding region runs from base 1 to 1269 and encodes 422 amino acids. The transcript is spliced from 2 exons. NCBI's taxonomy places the organism in Eukaryota, Fungi, Ascomycota, Sordariomycetes, Hypocreales, Nectriaceae.
AUGGGCAAACCUCCUUCACCGUCACCCCGUCCUUACCAGGAUGAUCCGGACGCGUUGUCUCUGCACACAACAGUCGGCGAGUCGUCCUACGUCGAUCCCGCCGAUGAAGAUAUCCCUGACACCGGGGACCCGCUUCUUCCCUCGUACGACGACGCGAUAACUGAGGAUAAUCACACCAAUAACGCACCUCCUCACUUCACUGAAGCUACAGUCUUGAACUUUGAGGGUGAAUUUUUCACAGGCGUCACGAACCCCGCGAACCAUUGGGAGUCUUUCUCCAAGCGCGUCGACGUUCAAGAUGCGCGAUCCGAUGCCGAUCCAGAGUUUUUGGAAGAGUGGGUAAACAUGAUGGCGAGGUAUCCGCCUACGCCGUAUAUUGAUAUCAGGGGAACUCAUCAAGAGAUGAAACGCGAUAAUAAUGGUAAAGACAAACGCGAGACAGUGACGGAUUUCAGAAUCAUGGUCAACAUGCAGAAUUAUCUUUGGCCCAAUUUCGUUCCUGGCAAUUUCACUACCACCAAGCUUGAGACUGCCGAGCCUGGACAGAAAACUUACCGUGGAACUGUACUCAAGAAGAGAGAGAAGGGGAGCAAAGGUGGUAUCGAGGUCGGCCACAAUAAGCCCACCUUGAAGGAAUGGUGCCAUCGCUAUUGCGCCAAAGCUCAUGGAACCAAAAUAUUCCGUCUCACUCGUGCUGUCAGUGGUAUGGACAAGGAAACGAUCAAAGGCAGCAUUUUCAGUCUUAUCAGAUCCACCAACUACCGAGGCAACAUCAGUGUCGAGUUUCCCGUCGCUGACAGUGCGGUCGAUAUCUACUCGACCAGCAAUUUCAACAAGUGGCGCCUGACAAAUUGGAUCUGCUGGAUCUUCUAUCUCACCUUCCUGUGGAUAUUUGCAUGGCCCGUUCUGUUCUUCGCGACAAAGCGCUACGAAGUCGUCAAAGUCACCUGGCCAUUUGCAAAAUGUCAGCCCGAUGGCCAGAGGAGUUUGACUACUGUCAGUGAGAGACAGUGGUUGGAUAUGUAUGGACCUGCGAUAAAACAGUUGUGUUUGGAUCGUUACAAAGGACUUGCAGGGGAUACUCUCCUGAACGAAGUGUUGGCUCGGGAACCGAAUCAGGUUAAUGCUCGCGUUGAUCCUAGGGCUGCUAUGAGUGCUGCUUCUGCCGCAUUCCAGGGAGGCAGUUUUACUGCUGCCAAUGGUGCGAGGAGUUUGAUGCAAUUUGCCGCUGUUGCAACCGACCAAGUUGGAUGGGGAUUUAACACUUGA